Messenger RNA from Fomitopsis serialis, 387 nucleotides. RefSeq lists its product as uncharacterized. The record is from RefSeq and is a predicted model, not a curated record. The transcript has 2 exons. Gene Ontology annotation, molecular function: protein binding. Lineage: Eukaryota; Fungi; Basidiomycota; Agaricomycetes; Polyporales; Fomitopsidaceae. The coding region runs from base 1 to 387 and encodes 128 amino acids.
AUGUCGGACACCAAGGAUGGUUGUACAGAGGUAGAAGUGCUGAUCCAUGGCAAGGACACCCUAAACGACAUGCCUAAUGAGAAGCGCUCUCGAAUAGCGGGAACCCAUGACGACGGUCUUUUUGACACGGAGAAUCCACGCCUCAGGCUCAGUCUGCUUCUUGCGCUGCCGCUGGAAGUGAUGUUGGAGAUAAUUUCGCUCCUGAAGCCAUUGGACUUGGCAAACCUUGCGCAGACCGACAAAGCAUUUCGGGCGAUGAUCAUGUCCCCUCUCGCUUCCAAGACGUGGACAGCAGCGAGAAAGUUCGCCGGAAACGCCCCUGAGUGCCCGCCGCGCGUGUCAGAGGUCUCUUGGGCAAGGUUCCUCUACGGCUCAACUAAAUGGUAA